CAAGGAUUAUCUAUAUUUGGUCUGCUUACACCAGUUCCGCUGAAUUGAAAUUGAUUAUUAGUAUUAAUUGUUUGAAUUCGUAAAAAUCGUGUUUUUGUAAUCUUCUUGGUUCUAACUAUUCCUCGAAACAAUUGACUUGGUUUUGGAAAGGUGUACAGUGCAUAAAUAACGUUUACAAUGGGAGGAAAACAUUCCUCAUUGGAUCCGAUGCAAAUUAAAGUUCCUAAUUUAGAAGAUUUAUUGCAAAGAGAUUCGUAUCUGAGACCUUACGAACGAGAAUUCAGAAGGCGUUACGCCGUGUAUUUAGAUUACAUCGAUAAAAUCAACGAAGGCGACGGAAGUAUUGAGAAAUUUUCCAAAAGUUACGAAAAAUACGGCAUCCAUAUACUGCCCGAUAAUAGCGUCAGUUGUUUCGAAUGGGCUCCUGGAGCCAAAGCUCUUUACCUAAGCGGCGAAUUUAAUCAGUGGAACACCAGCAGCCAUCCAUUUACAAAAUUAGAAUACGGUAAAUGGGAGUUGACUUUGCCUCCGAAACCAGAUGGUGCUCCCGUACUCGAACAUUUAGCAGAAGUAAAGAUAGUCGUCGAAACUACUUACGGCGAAAAGCUAUUCAGAUUAUCUCCUUGGGCUACUUACGUCGUUCAACCGCCUGAAUGGGAAGGUUACACGUUCAAGCAAAAAAUUUGGAAUCCUCCUCAAGAACAAAAGUAUACAUUCAAACAUCCCAAAGUACCUAAACCGAAGAGUUUGAGAAUUUACGAAUGCCAUGUCGGAAUUGGUACCAGCGAACCAAAAGUGGGCUCGUAUCUGGAAUUUAUCGAUAACGUGCUACCUCGAAUCACCGAUCUGGGAUAUAACGCUAUACAAUUGAUGGCCGUCAUGGAACAUGCCUAUUACGCUUGUUUCGGCUACCAAGUCACCAGUUUUUUCGCCGUGUCUAGUCGAUAUGGUAAUCCUGAGGAAUUGAAACAGUUGAUCGAUGCUGCUCAUGCGAAAGGAUUAUACGUUUUAUUAGACGUUGUGCACUCGCACGCGUCUAAAAAUGUCCUCGAUGGAUUGAAUCAAUUCGACGGCACCAACAGUUGUUUCUUUCACGAUGGUGGUCGUGGAGAUCAUCCACUUUGGGACAGUAGACUUUUCAAUUACUCCGAAUACGAAGUACUCAGAUUUCUGUUAUCGAAUUUGAGAUGGUACAUGGAUGAAUAUAAUUUCGACGGAUUCCGUUUUGACGGCGUAACUUCCAUGCUGUACCAUUCCAGAGGCGUCGGCGAAGGAUUCAGUGGCAAUUACGACGAAUAUUUCGGAAUGAACGUCGAUACCGAAGCCGUGGUGUAUUUAAUGUUGGCCAACGAUUUCUUGCAUAAAUUGUACCCCGACGUUGUUACCAUCGCAGAAGAUGUUUCCGGAAUGCCGUCCUCCUGCAGACCUGUCUCCGAAGGUGGCGUUGGAUUCGAUUAUCGCUUAGGUAUGGCGAUUCCGGAUAAAUGGAUAAAAUUAUUGAAAGAACAGUCGGACGAAGAAUGGAACAUGGGUAAUAUUGUGCAUACUUUGACGAAUCGCCGUUGGUUAGAGAAAACUGUAGCAUAUGCAGAAUCCCACGAUCAAGCAUUAGUAGGAGAUAAAACUAUCGCAUUUUGGCUGAUGGAUAAAGAAAUGUAUUGGCAUAUGUCGAACGUCCAUCAUUCCAGUGGUUCGCCAGCAUUGAUUAUUGAUCGUGGCAUGGCUUUGCAUAAAAUGAUACGAUUAAUAACCCACGCUUUAGGAGGCGAAGCGUAUUUAAAUUUCAUGGGUAACGAAUUUGGUCACCCGGAAUGGUUAGAUUUUCCCAGAGAGGGUAACAACAACUCGUAUCACUACGCUCGAAGACAGUGGAAUUUAGUCGAUGAUCCGUUACUUAAAUACAAAUUUUUGAAUAAUUUUGAUCGAGCUAUGAAUCAUUUGGAAGAAAAAUAUGGUUGGUUGCAUUCCGACUAUUCUUAUGUCAGUUUGAAACACGAAUCUGAUAAAGUCGUCGCUUUCGAAAGAGCCGAGCUUCUGUUUGUAUUCAAUUUUCAUCCAACUGAAAGUUACACCGAUUAUAAAAUUGGUGUUGAUAAAGCAGGUACUUAUAAGUGCGUGUUGGACAGUGAUGAUUCUGAUUUUGGAGGCCAUAAUAGGGUAGAUAAAUCGGUGCAACAUUCUACUCAUCCAGAACGAUGGGCUAACAGAUCUAACUGGUUGCAGCUGUAUUUGCCUAGUAGAUCUGUUCAGGUUUACAGUGUCGUUAAUUAAGCUACGUCUUCGAAUUUUACCUAUUUUUUUCUUCAAGUGCCAUAUGGUUGUCAAUUAAUGCAUUUGUACGAUAUUUUGUACUUAUUUUGUAUUCUUUUUUUUUUCUUUUUUGCAUUUUAAGUAAUGUGUAGUUGUAAGCUUUCGUUUGUAUUAGUGUAGUUUCAUUUUAUUUUUUUAGAUUUUUUAGAUUUCAUGCGAAACGUAUUUGAUAUCGUUAUAUGAACUUUCGAAAUAUUAUUUUAAUUAGUUGGUGAUAAAGUAUCAUAUGUAUGUUACAUUACCGGAAAAACGUAUCGAUAAGAUCGCGAACAACAGUUACCGAAAUAUAUUUUGUUGCACUCGGCGCAGACAGGUUCUUUCGUUAUGUUUCCUAAAAGUAAUAGGCUUGAUAAUUUUUUCGAUUGAAAAUUUUGCCUGGUUAUCAAUUUUUUGAAUUAUUUAAAAGAAUCAAGUUUGGAAAAUGAAACAUUUUACGUUUGGAGAGGUGUACUUAUUUAUGUAAACAAUAGAUUUUUUCAAUCUUUUGAAAAAUGAGUACCGUAUUGUUGAGUAGUUUGGUAAAAUUACGUAAAAAAACGUAGAUGAGAGUUUCGAAUGAAUCUGUUAUCAUCGAUUUCGUUGGGAAAAAAUUAUGUUUCAUCGUUCGAUUGAUAUAAUAAAAUGUAUCAUACUUGGUAUUCUGGUAUUUGUCAUUAGGUUAUAUCGAUGUGUUAUCUAAAAAAAAUUUUAAUAGAAUAUACACUACUUUUUCAUUUAUGUUAGUUGAAGUUGUAUGGCUGCUGUAUUUAUUUGAAUAAGCAAUACAAGUCUUGCUUGA
Molecule: messenger RNA, 3088 nt
Organism: Planococcus citri (citrus mealybug)
Lineage: Eukaryota; Metazoa; Arthropoda; Insecta; Hemiptera; Pseudococcidae
Gene: AGBE
Product: 1,4-alpha-glucan-branching enzyme
Exons: 3
Coding region: 178-2271 (697 amino acids)
Biological process (GO): glycogen biosynthetic process
Cellular component (GO): cytoplasm
Molecular function (GO): hydrolase activity, hydrolyzing O-glycosyl compounds; cation binding; 1,4-alpha-glucan branching enzyme activity
Source: RefSeq, a predicted model, not a curated record